UCAAUACACACGAGUUGCAUGAAAACUUGGCCUACACUCCUGCCUACUAUGCUGGGGUGCAAGAUCCCGUUGUUGAUCGUUUUGCGAUGUGAUUUCUGCUUGUUUGAGACAACAACAGUUUUCAAGAUGGUUUCGAAGAGGUUUCUAUUCAUCAUUGCUACAUUUCUGAUCCAUUUUAAAGACUGUAAAAGUGUAAAAUUAACUCCGUCACCCGUCCAAAGUCGCUGGAAUCACCGAGGGGAUGAGGGGUUAUAUUUGCUGCCACACUUCGCCUUGCCCGGAGCGGGAGCGAAGGGGCAAUCCGCUGCUACGUACGGCUCAAGCUACAUGUAUAACAACGCAGUGGAAGAAUAUCAUUCACUGUUCCAAACAUCACCGUUCCUCCCCAGUAUCACGGGAGCAGAAACCUUGUUUCGCUUCUCAUCACAAAAUGGCCGUUCUCUGCCCCGCAUCCGCCGCACAGCUGACUCACUGGAAAAUCCAUCGUCCACUGCCGAUCUUCCGGAAUCUGCCCAGGUUUUUGCAAGACAAGCUGGUGAUUUUACCUUGGGUGGAAGCUUUGCAGUGAAUCUUCCAGCUGGAGUCUUUCUGUGUGGGAGAUUGUUGGAGCCUGCAGGAUUGUGGGUAGAAUCCAUGAUGUAUGCCGUUGAUUUGAUCAACAACAGAACUGAUAUCCUGCCCAACCAUAAACUUGGUUUUGAAAUCAGAAAUGAUUGCUCCAAUCAAAACAGAGUUUUGACGGAAGCCUUGAACUUCGUGGAAAAGGCUCAGCCCAGCAACCAAUGUCCCCUAUCAGACAGCCAAACCAUUGGGGUUGUAGGAACUGGGUCAAGUUCUACAUCUAUUGCCUUGGCUACACUCUUGGGUCUGUUCAGUAUUCCUCAAGUCAGUUACUCUGCUACCAGCCAACUCUUGAGUGACAAACAGCUCUACCCCUAUUUCCUGCGAACCGUUCCCUCUGAUGAAAGCCAAGCUCGAGUCAUGGCCGACCUCGCGGCCCUCAUGAAUUGGAACUAUGUGGCCAUCCUCUUCUCUGCAAACAGCUACGGUGGGCCAGGCCGCAAAGCACUCUAUGAAAACCUGGAUGCCAAGAAUGUGUGUAUCGCACAGGAAUAUGCCCUCGGAAGCGAGAGUGCUGCUGCUGUACCGGUUGAAGAGGUUGUGGCGAAUCUGAAAGCAGAUCCUAAAAUACAGGUUAUCUUCACCUUUGCUGGAAAGACGGACAUCAACUCCGUCUUGAGGGAGGCCAAAGCACAAGGCCUUACCGGACGGGCCUGGAUUGCAAGUGACUCUUGGGGUGAUUCUCUCUCUGUUGUCAGUGGCUUUGAGGACAUUGUUUCAGGGUUGGUUGGCAUUGUACCGAAAGCAAUGAUUGAUCCUGGUCUCAAAAGAUACCUAGCAGCUUUGGACCCCUACAAGAACACCCGCAACCCCUGGUACCAGCUCACUCUGGGAUCAUAUCAUGAUUGUACCUUUGAUGUCCCAAACGAAGACACACCUCCCUGCCAUGGCAACGAAACCUUUGCAUCGAUGCUAGAUUCUCGGGGUGAAGGGGGUUGGACAUCUUUUAUCAUUGAUGCGGUCAAUUCUCUAGCUUUUGGCUUGCAUGAUAUGCUUUAUGAAUGUGAAGGACCAUCAUGCCCUGAUGUGAAUGCCAGUGUCCUUAACACUGAAGAAUAUUUCCAGUAUGUCAAGAAUGUUACCUUCCAAGGCCUCACUAACCCAUCUUUUGGGUUUGAUGCCAACGGAAACCCGCUUGCCCAGUAUUAUAUUAAUAAUCUUCAGGAAACUGAUGGGGACUACGAGUUCAAGGAGGUCGGAAGCUGGGACCCCUUGAAGAAAUUCACAUGGAGCGACAAGAUUAUCUGGUCAAGUGAGGGCGCCGUCCCAGUCUCUCGCUGCUCUGUGGACUGUCCGCCAGGGUCGUAUAUCGUCAGGGAAUCCAUCACUUGUUGUUGGGAUUGUGUCAAAUGUGAAGCUGGCAGUAUCAGCACUGCAGAAAACUCAGAAUCUUGCCAUCCCUGUGAGGCGGGAGAACGGACCAACUCCAACCAGACAUUAUGUAUCGUAAAACCCAUACAGUAUCUCGAGUGGACCGAGCCAUUGAGCAUCGCACUUAGCAUCUUUGCCAUUCUGGGAUUUCUGAGCGUGGUCAUGUGUUUUGGUGUAUAUGUCCAUUAUCGUCACACGCCGACGAUUAAAGCAACCAGUACGGAGCUGAGUUACAUUCUCCUGACGGCGAUCACAAUGACGCUCGUCUGUAUCUUCUUGUACCUCUCAAAGCCAACGGAUCUUAUGUGCAAUUUGCAGAUCAGUGUUCUUGGGUGUAGCUUUGCCCUCUACGUCGCCACCCUCCUGACAAAGACCAAUAGGAUCUCAAGAAUCUUUAACCGUAAGCUUUCCCAGGGCAGACCAUCGAUGUUCCUCAAUAUCAAGUAUCAGGUGAUAUUUGUGAUGGUCAUCGUGUUGGUCCAAGCUUGCCUUCAGAUUCUUCUGAGUCAGAAGUUCCCACCUGAAGCAAUCUAUGAUUACUCCUACCCUGACGUGACUACUCUGGUCUGUAAGGUUAACAUCCUUAGCUCCAUCCUGGCAUUCUUCUACAACCUUCUUCUAGCCCUUUUGUGUAGUUUCCAGGCAUUCCGCAUCCGUAAGCUACCCGGCCAGUUCAACGACUCCCGUGGGAUCUGUUUCUCAAUGCUCACCUUCUGUCUCCUGGCAUUCAUCUUCAUUGCUACGUCAUUCACCACUGCUGGCAGGCUGAAAUCUCUGAUUAGCGCCCUCUCUUGUCUCGCUUGUGCUUUCUCAGGAAUCAUCUGCAUGUUCGUACCCAAGAUAUGGAUCGUGUGUUUCAGACCGGAGCUGAACAUUCGUCAGUCGACGCUUCGAAUUCCGGGGUUAUCAUCCCUCAACACGAUCACUGGGACUGUCAAUUCUGACAGGCGAAAUGCCAGGAGGAAUGCUGUUAUUGUAUUACCGGUAAUCUUUUCUCACAAAUCGUCAUCAUCAUCCAUUAUGUAGAAAGUUCCAGUAGGGGAGAUUGGGGAGAUUAGGGAGAUUC
Molecule: messenger RNA, 3058 nt
Organism: Lytechinus pictus (painted urchin)
Lineage: Eukaryota; Metazoa; Echinodermata; Echinoidea; Temnopleuroida; Toxopneustidae
Product: metabotropic glutamate receptor 3-like
Exons: 13
Coding region: 19-3018 (999 amino acids)
Biological process (GO): regulation of synaptic transmission, glutamatergic; G protein-coupled glutamate receptor signaling pathway
Cellular component (GO): plasma membrane
Molecular function (GO): adenylate cyclase inhibiting G protein-coupled glutamate receptor activity
Source: RefSeq, a predicted model, not a curated record